Colletotrichum destructivum is the source of this 2484-nucleotide messenger RNA. RefSeq names its product Putative helicase, P-loop containing nucleoside triphosphate hydrolase, SNF2-like domain superfamily. The coding region runs from base 1 to 2484 and encodes 827 amino acids. Gene Ontology annotation, cellular component: nucleus. Gene Ontology annotation, biological process: DNA repair. The transcript has 12 exons. The record is from RefSeq and is a predicted model, not a curated record. Gene Ontology annotation, molecular function: ATP binding; ATP-dependent chromatin remodeler activity. NCBI's taxonomy places the organism in Eukaryota, Fungi, Ascomycota, Sordariomycetes, Glomerellales, Glomerellaceae.
AUGAUCCCGGGCAUCAAAGCCAGAUGCGAUCAACGAAGCAUCUCCGAGACUACGUCGACAUUCCCAAUCCAGAUUAAAACGGGCAGCAAAUUUGAAGCAACUGAUGGUUCCGGCAUCAAAGGCCUCAUUGCGUCUGAGUUUGGACAGUCCCAAAUGAUACAAGAGCUGCUGGAUGACGAUCUAUUACGUCUUUUCACCAUGUGCACCGUCAGUGAGACAUCCGACACCCGUAAAGCAAACCAGAGAUUCAUACAGAUGCAUUGCAACUUGGAAAUUACAGUCUAUGGCCCUUUUUCCGAGUUCGAAGAGAUCGGAAACUGGUUCCAGGAAUACGACGUGUACCUUCAGGAUCCUGUCCAUUGCCAUUUGGAUGCCCCGUACGCCAAUCCGCACAAGUUGUCAUCGAAUGACCUCACCUGGUGUCCCAUGGUCUGGCAGGUUGUUUCGCAAAGCUCUGAUCAAGUUUUUCUGAAAGACAUAACGGAUCGAAUCGACAUGCUAGAUAUGCUCAACAGCCGAUCCGACCUAGAAGAGGCCAACCAGCCAACAGUCAUAGCAACAGAGCUCAAGAGACACCAAAAACAAGCACUCACGUUCAUGCUUCGCCGCGAACGGGGAUGGGGAUUCCAGGAUGGACAGUCAGACAUAUGGGGGGUUGUGGACACCACCCAAAGACGAUCUUUUGUCAAUUUCGUCUCCGAGUCUUACCAGAAUGAAGAACCACCACAGUUCUACGGUGGCAUCGUUGCAGACCCUAUGGGCCUGGGUAAGACCCUGACGAUGAUCGCUCUGGUAGCGACCGACCUGGAAGAUCAGAAACCUGUUGUGGACACCGGAGCUAUUGCAGAAGGCAAGCAUUUUAGCGGAGCGACUUUGAUCAUCAUUCCUCCCCCUCUCAUAGGUUCGUGGGAAGAGCAGCUUUUCGACCAUGUGGUAACUGGAGGGCUUCGGUGCCGUCGGCAUCACGGUAAAACGAGGUUGACCGACCUAAGAGAUCUCGAUGGCGUCAACGUCGUACUGACAACAUACCACACGGUUUCCGCUGAGUGGAAAGACGGAAAAGACGAGGAGAACAGUGCCUUGUUCGGCGUUUGCUGGAGGAGGAUCAUUCUUGACGAAGCUCAUUACAUCCGUAAUGAACAUUCCCGUAUGGCCCGCGCCGUGUGCGCUCUAGAUUCCAUCUCUAGAUGGGCCGUAACAGGCACUCCCAUCCAAAACCGGCUUAGCGAUCUAGCCACGAUCGUCAAGUUCAUCGGAGCGUAUCCCUACACAGAUACCAGACAGUUCGAGGCCGACUUGUCUAGGCUCUGGAAGUCCGGACAGGAUGAGAAGGCCGUCCAGAGGCUCAAAUACUUGUCGGCGUGUCUUAUACUCCGCCGAUCCAAGGGCACAAUCACCUUGCCCCCUCGGCACGACAAGUUGUGCGCCGUCGACUUCACCUCGGAAGAGAGGGCCGCGUAUGAGGAGAUGCGGCAGCAAGCCAUCACCCGAAUCGAGGAAGCCCUUCAGCAAGAUUCUGGGUUCGAGACGGCAAAUGUUGCCGUUUAUCACAACAUCCUGCAACGAAUCGAGUCUCUACGACUCUUCUGCAACUUGGGCCUCGGUUAUCAUUCAAGGCACAGCAAAAAGAUAAGCUCAUCUGACGAUCACAACUGGGCUGAAAUCGCCCAGCAGCUCUUCAAUCUGCAGAUGCAAAAAGAACCGGUCGUUUGCCUAGGGUGUUCUUCGACACUAGAGCUGACUGAGACCAUUCUGGACGAAUACAUUGAGACGAAACCCAGGGCUCAGUUCUUCCAGUGCAUGAAGUUCGCCUGCGGCCACUGCUCUAGGAGGCUUGGCCGAGCCAACCGUUCAAUGACUUGCGGGCACAAACCCUCGUGUCCUACGGCACCAGUCUCUUUCAACAACAGGGCCUUGGAGGAAAUUCCAGAUUCGGUUCCCAGGGGGAGGAAUUGGUCGUUUGGUAUGCCUUCAAAGGUGAAAGCGCUCGUCGCCGAUAUCAAGCGUCUGUCGCCGGAGGUCAAAUGUAUCGUGUUUUCAACAUGGAGAAUGACCCUGGACGUUGUAGAGGAAGCAUUGAAACACGCAGGAAAGACAACUGUCCGCUUCGACGGAAGUGUGUCUCAAAAAGACAGGCAUUCUGUAGUUGAGAGGUUCAGAAAAGACCCAGGCGUCUCGGUCAUGCUGUUGACACUAUCGUGCGGUGCAGUCGGAUUGACACUUACCGUCGCGUCUCGAGUGUAUCUCAUGGAGCCUCACUGGAAUCCCAACCUCGAAGAGCAGGCACUUGCUCGCGUGCACCGAAUGGGACAGACUCGCGAGGUGACAACCAUGCGUCUCUACAUGCGAGACUCCUUCGAAGAGCAAGUAAUGGAGGUCCAGAAGACAAAGAAGCAGCUUGCCGGGUUGCUGCUGUCGCCGCACGACGGUAGCCAGACGGACGACAGUCUGAGCGGCUUGCAGAAACUACGAUCACUUCUUUGA